UUCCCCGUAUUUGUCCUCACCGUGUAUGUGUGAAGUUGCUAAUGAUAAAGUAAAUUUUGUCCACGAUCCAACGAAAUAUGUAAUACAAGAAAAGAAAACUCAGAAGAGUCAAAAAUUCAGAGGGAAGAUAAAAUAGUCGAUCAACAGUAACAUGUAAUUUUCAAUUUAAGGAAAGUGGAAUGACGAGGUAAACGUCAAGAGGUUGACAGGCGAACACGCUGACAAGCAAAGAUCAAUGUUUCUCUCUACCUGGCGAUGAUCGUGCAAUAAAACCGGGCCAUGGAAGAUAAUAGCAAGGAACGCCGGGUCCUGCAGCACUAUGUUGCCAAGCAAGACACGGUAUUGAUACGGAUAUUCGGUGCGUGCGACGUAAACGUUAACAAGUUACGUCUGGGAAUGCUUGUAGAAGCACUGGAGGAUUUGAGGGAGAGCGUGUUGAGGAUACGCGUGACCGACACCGUUGGCGGAUCUAAGACCUGGUGCGGCACGGAAUGGCGUUGCCACAAGUACGACCUGAUCCCUGUGUCGCCGAAGAUCUGGCAGUACCUGUUCGCUGUUCAGUCUCCACAGGAGAGAAUCCGACUGGCAAACGACGAGGUUCUGUGCGAGCAGAUAAAAACUAUAUCUCUGAACGACGUAGCCUGGUAUUGCUCCGAUCCCGCUAAUAGACGUGCUAGAGAAUUGGCGUUUGUCAGAUACAUCGGACCUGUGCCGCAGCUUGGAUUGGGACAUUACUUUGGCCUUGAACUAGUGGAAAGUCAGGAAUUGUCCAAAACAUCCUUAUUGACUAAAGAAUAUUUUAUUCCCACACAUUGGAAUGCUGCUACAAUAUUUGUUACUAUAAUUAAUAUAUUACCUUACAAAGAAACUGACUCAAUCUCUGACAGCAUUGAAAAAAUAUUGCUUUCGAAAAGUAAUACAGGAACUGACUAUAAUAACGAUAAGAAAAGAUCUGUACUUGACAGUACACCAGCUGUUUUAUUAGAACAGUUUACUCUAUUUGAUGACAACAAGAAUAACAACCAAGAAUCUGUCAACAUAUUAAAAGAACGCCAUCAAACCGGGAAGUCAGAUCUUGAAAAUGAUAUUAAUAACUAUACUCAAACCGUCGAGCAUACUCUUUUUAAAUGUGGUAAUGGUGAAAAAAACGAAACCAAGAAAUUUAACAGAGUAGAGAAUAAAGGAGAUCUGAUAGUGGGCUCUAAUGUGAAAGUACUUCUGGAUUCAGAUAUUCAUUACGGAAUUAUUCGAUGGAUCGGCUCACCGCCUGGUACAAGUCCUAGCAAAUUGAUGGCAGCUGUUGAGCUGGAUAAUGGACAUCCUUUAGGUACCGAUGGAACUUACAAAGACGUCAGAUAUUUUCAUUGUAGGCCUUACAGAGCUAUAUUCACAGACAUUGAACACUGUUCGCAUUACGAAAGUACGAAGCUCAACGAACGGCCUGCACUUAUAAAUAACGAUAAUUUCGGUAAUAUGGAGAGUUCUGUAAUAACGGGUAUAGUUCGGCCUAUCUCCGUCAAAGGAGAUUUGGAAAGUAUAUGUGGGAAGUAUCGUGGUAUUCAAGGCCAUCACAAUUCGUGCUAUUUGGACGCUACUCUUUUCAGCAUGUUCACAUUUACUAGUGUAUUUGACAAUCUACUGUUUCGUCCACCGAAUGAAAAAGAUUGUCCACAAUAUGAAGAAGUGCAAAGGGUCUUGAGAGAGGAGAUUGUAAACCCUUUGAGAAAAAAUAUGUUUGUCAGAGCGGAUCGUGUAAUGAAACUUAGGACGUUGCUUGAAAAACUAUCGUCAGUAUCCGGCCUCACUAGCGAAGAAAAAGAUCCGGAGGAAUUCUUAACAUCGCUAGUCGCCCAGAUUUUGAAUGCUGAACCAUUCCUCAAAUUAAGUUCCGGACAGGACGCUUACCAUUACCAAUUGUUUGUCGAAAAGGACGACCAUUUAAAUCUACCGACUGUGCAACAAUUAUUGGAGCAAAGUUUUCUAACUAGUAACAUUAGAUUGAAGGAAGUUCCUUCCUGUCUCAUCAUACAAAUGCCACGCUUUGGAAAGUCAUUUAAAAUGUAUCAGAAAAUACAGCCUACGUUACUGCUCGACGUGACAGAUAUUAUCGAAGACUCACCCAGACAAUGCACAGUGUGUGGCAAAUUGGCGGAAUUUGAGUGCAAGGAGUGUUAUGGACAAUGCGGCGUCGGCCUCGAAAGUAUAGCUUUCUGUUUACAGUGCCUUGAAAAAGUACACCGUCAUGAACGAAGAACAAAUCACGAACCAAAGAAGCUGAACGUACCUAUGGAGUUUACAAUUCUGCAAGAACAUUGUCCCGUACCGCGUCUAUAUUUGGAGCUAUCCGCGGUGGUUUGCAUCGAAACUUCGCACUAUGUUUCAUUUGUAAAAUGCGGUCCGGGCUCGGAGGCUCCAUGGUGUUUUUUCGAUUCCAUGGCCGACAGAAAAGGAGAGCAAAAUGGAUAUAAUAUACCGGAGAUGGUGCCAUGUCCAGAUUUUCCUUAUUGGUUGAGUGAAGAAGGAGGGACUUAUUUGACUGAAUUAAAAGACGACCGUCAUUUGCCAGAACACGCAAAACGUCUACUUUGUGAUGCAUACAUGUGCAUGUAUCAAUCCCCAGAUGUUAUGAUGUACAAAUAACUUGAAAAACAACUCACAUAAAAGUCGACAGGAGAGACUAUGGAGAUCUCUAUCGAAAACGAAUUUCUAUUCAAUUAUAUCAUAGCUAAAAUAAAAAAAGAAAGAAUCGCGCUAAUUGCGAUAUUUGUAAUCAGGAGAAUCAAUCUGCUACAAAGCGACUUUUGGAAAAAAAAAAGGAUAAAAUAAAAAGUCAUUUUGAUAUCUGACUUGAUCUGACAAGAAGAUCAGUUCAAUCUUUCUCAUAGAGAAACAGAACAUUAACUCUUGAAAUUAAAAAUUUACUAGGCCACAAGAAGAAGACUCAAUCUGCACUAUAGUGCAGUUGAAGUGCAGAUAACUUUAUUAUAAUAAUUAAGAAAAUAAAUCAAUAGCGAGUAUAAAAAUAUAAACA
Molecule: messenger RNA, 3031 nt
Organism: Trachymyrmex septentrionalis
Lineage: Eukaryota; Metazoa; Arthropoda; Insecta; Hymenoptera; Formicidae
Gene: CYLD
Product: ubiquitin carboxyl-terminal hydrolase CYLD
Exons: 11
Coding region: 280-2640 (786 amino acids)
Biological process (GO): protein K63-linked deubiquitination
Cellular component (GO): cytosol
Molecular function (GO): K63-linked deubiquitinase activity; cysteine-type deubiquitinase activity
Source: RefSeq, a predicted model, not a curated record